GUUACAAGAAGAUUUUGCGUCGACCAUUGCGUGGUUGUGGCCAGAGAAGGCGUCGUUGGCCUUUCAACAUACUCGGAUCCACCCUGGUCAUGUGGUGGUGUAACAGCUGAUACAAAACUGGAAUUCACGCCAAUGCAUAAGGAUGCUAGAGUCCAACUCCCUGACAACCAGAUCAUAGAAGCUCGACUGGAUUUCUCUGUUAACGCCUUCAAGGCAACGCAAAAGCUUUGCCGUGACUUGGGAAUCAGGCAUUCUGAAGAAUUAGGACUGAAAAGACUGAUUCCGCCUGACAUCCUCCGCAAAGGAACUUACGAAGCUGAAAAACUCAUCAGGCCCACAACCAUACGUCCUGGAGAGGAGUCUGUCGGUCCAAUGACGCUUCGAAAGGCCACUCCAAUCUUCGCCUCUCAAACACAAAUUGAUGGACGCAUGCGCCGCGGACAAUCACCAGCCUUGUCUACGAGUGGGCACAUUUUCAAUGCUCAUGAAAUGGGCACUCUACCAAGACAUGGCACUCUUCCUCGGGGAGCGAGUCCAAGUCCAGGCGCUUACAAUGUAACCAUGAGCCGUGUUCCAAUCAUGCCCAGCAUCAGUUUCUGCGAAGGUCUUGAAAAUGAACAGUUCGAUAUGGCUCUUGUGCAUACUCCUAGCCAGGCUGCGAAUCGUGAUACGCUCGUUUUCCGUCCGCAAAAUUAUGUUGAAAAAGCCGCAUUGAAUAGAGGAUGGCUCGACUCAAGCAGGUCUUUAAUGGAGCAAGGUGUUUUUGAGGGUGAUAUCGUGCUGUUGCGCUUCAAAUUCAUGACCUUCUUUGACCUCAAUCCAAAGUACGAUCCUGUUCGCAUCAAUCAACUAUACGAGCAAGCCAAAUGGUCCAUAUUGCUAGACGAAUUUGACCACACCGAGGAGGAAGCAACGCUGUUCGCUUCGCUGCAGUUGCAAGCAAGUCUUCAAAGAGAUUCGCCUGAACCUGAAGGACCUGUGAAGGAUGACGUUGAUAUGAUGCUGGAUGAGUUGGAACAAAACCUCGACGCUGCUGCUCUUGGCCGCCGCUCUGACCUCAUGCAGGUGCCAGAACUUGCGGACUAUCUUAAAUACAUGAAGUUAGUUUUUAGUCGUACAUUUUUUGACCGAAGAAAAUCGCUGCCUUCAAAGGAUUCAAGCGAGCAUUCUUUUCAUUCCGUGAUCUGUAUCUCAGCUACUACCAAAGUUCGAACGAUGUUCAUCAAGCUCCUCUUGGUCACUUCUCCCUCAAAGGUUGCGAAGUCAGUCCGGAUGUCUCUGUAUCUCAGGGAAAAUAUCCAAAUAAAGCUACUUGUUCCCACGGCUGAGGGGAUGACAGAUUUUGUGCUGAAGUGUGAUACGGAACACCAGUAUGCACGAUGGAUGGCAGCUUGCCGUUUGGCAUCACGUGGAAAAUCUAUGGCUGAUUCCUCAUACCCGCAAGAAGUUGAAAGUAUAAAGAACCUGCUACACAUGCAAAGUGCAACCAACGGGCGAAAUGAGAGCAGUACGGCGCGACGAUCGACACCAGUAAAGCUCCCGAGCGACUUUAACGUUGACGACUAUGUCUCACAAAGAUAUGUACGGAAAGCGAGGAGUAAACAAUCGCUGCAGCAACGGGUUGCUGACGCACAUGCGAACGUACGACAAUUGUCGUCCACCGAAGCGAAACUGCAAUAUAUUCGCGCCUGGCAAGCUUUGCCAGGAACAUGGAAUGCACUAUUUCAUCGUCCGUUUCCGAAAUGGCCGAAAAGCGGAUUUGAUUGGUGUUGCUAUCAAUCGUCUUGUAAAGAUGAAUAUGGAUAA
Molecule: messenger RNA, 1806 nt
Organism: Ostertagia ostertagi
Lineage: Eukaryota; Metazoa; Nematoda; Chromadorea; Rhabditida; Trichostrongylidae
Source: the annotation of a GenBank genome assembly